AUGUCGAACGUUCCCCGAUCCUUCGUCUCCUCUUCCGCUUCCGCCCCUCCCGCACGCGAGGUGGCUUCAGCAGGGUCCUCCGCCCCUGUUGGAGCACCUAGUGGCCCUCGUGCAAUGCGCGAGGGACCACCUCGCGGAGCACCCCUCGGGCCUCGUGCCCUUUCUUCCAUGCCGGCCACUCGGCCCGGUCCCUCUUCUUCUUCUUCUUCUUCUUCUUCUUCUUCUUCUCUUCUCCGCCCCCAGUCGCAGGUCACUGCACUGGGUGGCAACAACAACAGCAACCGAGGGCAAGCUACGCCAGAAGUAGCCACCGGUAAGGGCAGUGUCAAACACUUGACCUGUCACUUUUGGCGGACCUCAGGCACCUGUAAAAAGGGUGUUUCCUGCGGUUACGCCCACUGGGAUACGGGCAAGGAUGCACAAGUCCCUGUAAGGCUAUAUCCCAAUGCCCCUGCUUUGGCGGGGAGAAACCUGGAGGCAGAAGCCGCCAGGUUGCGGAGGGAUGCGGCCGCCGGUGCGAUGGCAGCACGCCAGAGUGCUGUCACAGGUGGGCGCCAGGGGCGCGUUGAGGAAGACCGGGAGCGCCAGCGUCAACCCGUGCCAAUGACACCUGGCCCAGUGGUCGCCAAUAGGCAACCACAGGGACAGGUGUUGGGAGCACAGCGGGAUUGGCGCCCGGCUGCCGUGACCCGGUCGUUGUUGGGAGAGGGUGGUGCUGGUGGUGCUGGUGGUGCGGGCGUCGGUGCGGGCGCUAGUCAGGUCUCCAUGAAGGAGCCUGGCUUGGAAGAUUACCCUGAGACGGUCCAGGGUGUGCUCCGGUCCAUGGACCCGGAGAUUUGCAGAGACUUUACACGUCGUGGCUAA
This is a messenger RNA of Exophiala mesophila, 864 nucleotides long. RefSeq lists its product as uncharacterized. NCBI's taxonomy places the organism in Eukaryota, Fungi, Ascomycota, Eurotiomycetes, Chaetothyriales, Herpotrichiellaceae. The record is from RefSeq and is a predicted model, not a curated record. The transcript has a single exon. Gene Ontology annotation, molecular function: metal ion binding. Bases 1 to 864 code for a protein of 287 amino acids.